Medioppia subpectinata is the source of this 702-nucleotide messenger RNA. NCBI's taxonomy places the organism in Eukaryota, Metazoa, Arthropoda, Arachnida, Sarcoptiformes, Oppiidae. The record is from the annotation of a GenBank genome assembly.
AGUGAUCAACUCUUGAAACUCACGGAACAGAUUGAAAGACUGAACAAAAGAAUAGUUAACAUCGAAUCGAAAUCUUAUGAUUUAAUAAAACCACAGAUGAAAGAGAUAUCAAAUAAUAAACAAAAAGGAAAUAUUUUUUCACAAAACACAAAGACUUUACCGAAAACUCGAACAAUGAGUCCGCCGUCGAAUGGACUCAAUAUAUCGGUCACUGAGAGUCCAAACGAUACGACAAUUAAUUUCCCGAACGGCGACAAAAUGAAUGUCUCUAAAGACAACACAAUUUUUUACACGUUUGCCAACGGCUCCACUCAGACCACAUACGCCGAUGGACUCAAAAUCACAAACUUUCCAAACGGUCAAAUAGAAAAAGUGCACAAAAACGGUGUGAAACACAUUAUUUAUGGCAAUGGUUUGCAGCGAACCAUAAACCCCGACGGCUCUGAAGAAGUGUUUAUGACCGACGGAACCGUUUGGCGAAUACAUUCAGACGGUUCGGAAGUGUUGGAGUUCGCCAAUGGAGACCGAGAGAUAAGGACUGAUAAUUAUAAAAGAAGAGAAUAUUCCGAUGGAAACAUAAAAACCCUGUAUUCGGACGGAACGGAAGAGACGCGGUAUAUAUGCGGAAGACUUCGGAUAAAGGAUAGGUUCGGCAAUUUGAUGGUCGACUCAAUGAUCAGACAUUUAGAUCAACACUUUUGA